Messenger RNA from Python bivittatus (Burmese python), 5113 nucleotides. Lineage: Eukaryota; Metazoa; Chordata; Lepidosauria; Squamata; Pythonidae. The record is from RefSeq and is a predicted model, not a curated record.
CAAAUGCUGCCUUUCAAUUUUUUCUUUGCUUUAAAUACCUAGAAUCAUGAACAUUCUUCAUAAGGAACCCAUAUCCAAGGUUAGAGUCAAAUAUUAGGAAGGGUGGACUUUACUUGUGGGCUGUAGGCCGUUUAGAAUACCCCCUGCGUCCUCCCUAAAAGAAAUCCAAAGAUAACAAUUGUGAGGUAGUAGAAACCUGAGCAAAGUACUUGGGCGUGUCAAGUGGUGGCAUUCAAGUUUAUGCUUCUUACUUCAGACUACGAAAGGGUUGUGAACUGGAGCUGUUUGUUCUGUUAAGAAUACUUAUUAAGGGAAGAUCGCUGCCUUCCAUUUUAGUGAGCAGCUUCUUCCUUUAUAAAUAGGAUUUUGAUCUUACACUUUUCCUUUUUUCUCUCUCUCCCUGCAGGUUGUGUAAGGUUUUCCUCUACCUCGCUGAGGACUUUGAAGUCAUCCCCCCGAACCUUCCCUGGCAGUGCCUGAACAGCCUGGAUAUGAUGCCAAAAGAUCUCCAAAGUAUUUUAUAGUUUGACCCAAUGAUUCUUCUGGAUAUAUAUUUCUCUCUUCAAGAAUAAGUGCAAAGACCAAAUCCUACUUACUACCAGAUAUUUUUAUUGCAAGAUCAUGGACCAUAUUACUAGGGAGAAAGAUGAAAGGCGAACAGGAAAAGGAAAUCCAGGAAGAAGUACACAUAGUUCUCGAGCAUCAAGUUCCACUUCGGCUGCUGGGGUUCUUAUGGUUGGGCCCAAUUUCAGAGUUGGCAAGAAGAUCGGCUGUGGAAAUUUCGGAGAGCUCAGGCUAGGCAAAAAUCUGUACACAAAUGAAUAUGUAGCAAUCAAACUGGAACCAUUAAAAUCUCGUGCCCCACAACUGCACUUAGAGUAUAGAUUUUAUAAACACCUCGGCUGCACAGUUGAAGGCUUCCCACAGGUAUUUUAUUAUGGUCCAUGUGGAAAAUACAAUGCCAUGGUACUAGAACUUCUUGGUCCAAGUUUGGAGGACUUGUUUGACCUCUGUGAUAGAACAUUCACCCUGAAGACUGUCUUAAUGAUAGCAAUUCAGCUGAUCACCCGAAUGGAAUUUGUACACUCAAAGAAUCUCAUUUAUCGAGAUGUCAAGCCAGAGAAUUUUCUCAUUGGCCGGCAAGGAAAUAAGAAAGAACACGUCAUCCACAUAAUAGACUUUGGGUUGGCCAAGGAGUACAUCGAUCCUGAAACACAGAAGCAUAUACCUUACAGAGAACACAAGAGCCUAACUGGAACAGCAAGAUAUAUGUCCAUUAACACACAUCUUGGCAAAGAACAGAGUCGGCGAGAUGACUUGGAAGCUCUCGGACAUAUGUUCAUGUAUUUCCUUCGAGGCAGUUUACCAUGGCAAGGCCUUAAGGCUGAUACACUGAAAGAGCGAUAUCAGAAGAUUGGAGACACAAAGAGGAAUACUCCAAUCGAUGUUCUCUGUGAGAACUUCCCAGAGGAGAUGGCCGCUUAUCUUCGUUAUGUCAGACGAUUAGACUUCUUUGAGAGACCAGACUAUGAUUACCUACGAACAAUCUUCACAGAAUUAUUUGAAAAGAGAGGAUUCACCUUUGAUUAUGCCUAUGACUGGGUUGGCAGACCAAUUCCCACUCCGGUGGGACCCAUGCAUGUAGAAUCGGGACCAUCAGUAACAAGAGAUCCCCAUAUACAUCGGGAUCGAUCCUCAGUACAGCCUUAUCGAAAUCAGACUGCGUCAGAGCGCAGAGGAGACUGGGACAUACCAGCAGUCCGGCAGGCCAAUACUUUGUUUCUGACAUCUCACUUGGCUUCUGAACGGCAUGGGGGAUCUGUCCAGGUGGUAAGCUCAACCAAUGGUGAGUUGAACAUUGAAGAGCCAACAGGAGCACCCUCCAAUGUGCAACUUGCAGCCCGUACUGAGGUGGAAGUAGUAGAGGAAGCUAAGUGCUGCUGCUUCUAUAAGAGGAAAAGGAAGAAGUCUUCCCAACGCCAGAAAUAACAGGGGCUGGUGUGAACCGUAGGGCCAAGGUAAAGGCGAAGAGAGGAGAGUGCUGCUGAAAGAGCCCAGCUUCUCCUACAUCCAAACGCUGAGUUCCAGCUGUCCCGGCACCCAAAGUGUGAUCCUUCUUAGUUGCACUUGGACAGAGUCUGUGGCGGAAAGCCAACAGUUGGAGAAUUGCAAUCUACUCUUCCAGUUGCCUUGAUUUAUGGCUUCGGUGAUGUCUCCUUUCUCAGAGCGGUUAGAGAAAACUGUCCGUUCUAAAUGAGCAUAAGUUGUUGCACUUUUAAUUUUUUAUUUUAACAUGACGGAUGCAUAUGCUGUUUAUGUGUGUUCUCUCCUCGUGGCUGUGAAUGAUGCCAGCACACGUGCUCAGCUUCUGGAGUGCAGAGCCUCCUCUUAAUAUAGGCUGCCCGCCCCUCUUAGCUCCCCAGGACUGCUGCCAGGCCCACCGUUGUUUGUGCCCUGAAGCUUACUUGAAUUUUCCAGCUUACGUUGAACACCCCGGUUGCGGUUUUUCUCCAUGGUGCCUAACUUGACCGGCUUGGGACUGAAAAUCUUUUCUGCUGGCAGGAGGGAGCAAAGUCAGCCGGACUGAACUUUGGACGAGUGACAGAGAGGCAGAUGCAGACUGCCGUAAGCGACCAUGGAACGAAUGAGGCACUUUGGCCUUUUCAGCGGAGCAAAGCUCUGCCAGAGAGAGGACACUGCCGCUGCCUUACACUUCAUCUCUGGUUUGGAUUUUGCCAAGGUUUUUCAGUCAUCUCUACAGAAUAGAAGAGGGGGUGAGAUCCAGCAGAGUCAUCUGCAUAGUGCCUGCAGAUCUGUCAGUUGUGUAGCCCGGGCUUUGUAUUAAUACAUGUACGUGGGUACGGAUUGAGAUAAAUAUCAGAAAUGUAAGGUCUUUCUCCAAGGAGACAGUUUGAGAGUGGAAUGAAAGGGAUCCUUCUUCAAAACACCUGGAUUCACCUCCUAAAAUCUGUCUGUCUAAAUGGCAACACAGCCCCUUUGAUCAGUGACUAAUUUUUGGGCACCCCUGGGAAGGAAGCUACCUUCAGGAUUGUAGGGGGAGAAAUAAGCAAGAGCCCCUUGUUUGCAAAUGAAAGAACCUGUUUGUAGGGAAAAAGCCACUGGGUCCUCUAGUGACUCUGUGGGUUCCUGCUCAUCUCAAAUACUCUUUUCAUGUCUGAUGCGUGUCUUAGUUUUAAAAUCUCAUUUGGGGAGGGAACCCCACUCUCUUUGCAGAGCUGUAGAUUGCUGUUCAUUUCCCAAUUAGUGUGCCAGAACCUAGAUUUUCAGUGACUAGUGCAUUCAUUCUUUGGGUUCUACCUUUUUCCCAAAAUUGGGGUACCACACACAGCUCCUCAUCCUCAUCUUUCAUCACUGAUAAGAGGUGGGAGUUUCCCCCUUAGCAGUCCAUUCUUAAUGAUUAACUUACUCUCCACUGAAUACCAAUUAAAAUGAGUCUUGUAUCCCACCCUUACCAUGGGAAUCAUGCUUGAUUUCUGGAGGAGAUAAAAAUUUAAGAAUUCAAAAAGGAAAAUUGCAGCUCUUUAAUUCUAGCAGAAGCAGCAUUUACAUUUCUCUUAUCCUAUCCAUUUGAAAACCUUGCAUCUUGAAAGUGAAAUGUCUUUACACAAAGCAAGACAGUUUAGGGCUUUUUUCCCCCUGCCAAGGUACAACUUGAAGCUUGCAAAAAGGGAGAGCUAUAUGUUAAAGUAAGGAUAACUUUGCUUCUAAAUCCUCAGUAAAUCUCUAGAAUGAAAUAGGAACUAGAGAAACUAACUUGGUCUAGACCACUUUUAGGAUCUCCUUUUGUUGUACGCUAAUAUUUCAUUUUGCAGAGAGCACUGGUCUGGUUCAUGAAAACAGCCUCAAAGUUUUCCAUUACUUCUUUGGAAAUUGUAAUAUCAACACUUGGGUCUGUAGCCUCCCGUUUCCAGUGAGGCAAAACAUGUCAGCUUCCAGCCUCAGAUAAUGUGCUUCUGAACUGUGUUGAAAAACUUACCUAUCUUUCCCAGAAAUUAAGAGCCAAAUCUAUUGUAAGGAUUGCUUUGCUUCAGGAAUUCUUGAAUUCCUUACUAGUUUCACAUAGUUUUUCUGUAAGGUCAACAUAUCAACAGUUAUUUAAUAUCUGUUUAGAAAAUAGAAAUAACUAUAUCCAGUUAUCUAGGAAGAGGGCUUUCCAUAUAUGCAUGUUCAUCAGCUGUUUGGUUUUUUGUCAUGUAAAAAAGGCUAAUUCUCUGUUUGGACCAGGAAUCCCAUUCACAGACAUCUCCAUAUUCUUGAACUUAGUAAAUGAUCUGUCUCAUUGGUGUGAUCAUUCCUUUCUUUUUUAUAGAGAAACUCGAGUUGCUAAUCUAAAAGAAGCUCUGCAUUAAUGUUCAAGAAAUGUACAUAUAUCGCACUGAGAAUUACCAGCAUCAGCAUUAGAAAAUUCUUAAGUCUAUCAUUGCUUUGAGAAUUUUGCUCUCUUUCAGUCGUUACCCUUUUACAAUACUCAAACAUCCCCUGAAUUAGCUAUGGUUGUUCCAGAGACAUUUGCCUUUCAAAAGGGCCUGUCCAGUGUUCCUAAAUCCAAAAUCUGAGAUCUGUGCUUCCAUUUCCGUCAUGUACCACAACUUCUAGAAGGGGAUGAGCAGACUGUUACUGCUGCUUCUUGAAUAAUAGCACUCCGUAGGUGUGUCUUUCCUAAGGUUUGGUGAGUGGUGACUUCUUCCAAAAGGUAAAUGGAAGAUACCAGGGUGAGCCCCUGGCGUGUAAUUUGGGUGUAGUGUUGGAGUGAUAAACGUGAACUGCCAAAUUUGUACUUUCCUAUAAGUGCAAAGCCAUAAACUUUGCUUUCUCAAGAUAUUACAAAAGGUUCAAGAGGAACAGAUCACGCCUUUUCUGUACUCCUUAUUGGGCCUUGAAAGGAUGUACCAGCCUUUUCUUGGAAGGCUGUGUUCCAUGAGUUUUGAGCCUCAAUAACUGAGGAGUGAGAGGUUCGUUUCUUUCUGUAAGCCUUGAUGUUGGCAUGACGGCUAGCAAUGAAAGGACAUACAGUUGUGGAUGUACUUUGCCUCAGCAGUUCUCUAAGCCAGUGUUUCUCAACCUUGGCCACUUUAAGAUGGAUGGACUUCAA